Messenger RNA from Chironomus riparius, 2264 nucleotides. The record is from the annotation of a GenBank genome assembly. NCBI's taxonomy places the organism in Eukaryota, Metazoa, Arthropoda, Insecta, Diptera, Chironomidae.
AUUCCUAUUUGGUUGGAACACUUGGAGUAGGUGAAGGUUGGCACAACUAUCAUCAUGUUUUCCCGUUCGACUACAAAUGUGCUGAGAAAACAAGAUACUGGUGCAACUUAUCGUUAGGUGUUUUAGACUUUUUUGCAUAUAUAGGAUGGGCCACAGAUCUUAAAGAAGUUUCUAAAGAAACAAUCGAUAAGCGCGCUUUAAGAACUGGAGAUGGAUCUAGAGAAAUUUCUAGUCAAAUAGCAGCAUCAAAUGUUGAGCUAGAGGUCUUAAACAAUGAAGCUACUAAUAGUCUUUGGGGAUGGGAUGAUUCAGAUAUCACGAGUGAUAUUAAGAACUGUGUAGAUAUUUCAUAUAAGAAGUUUGAUUGACCAUAACGAAGUUCUGCAGCCUUCAACAAAUUUCAAUGAGAAGAAGCAACAUCAUUAAACUCACAAGUCUAGUUCCGAACAUUUAUUUUUCGUUUAUAAAUGCCACAAAUUUGAAUUUGUUGUGUCUAAUGACCUCAAAACUUUUUCCAUAUUUUAUUAUCAUAUUACCAAAGAUGCCGUGCAUCCUAAGAUGCACACAAUCAUCAUAUGUUUUGUUUGUAACUUGUUCACAUUGGAUGAAAGAAAGACAAAAAUUAGCAAAUAAAACCUUCUGCCCAAAAAUUUUCCUGUUUUUCGUGAUUAAGACCAGUUUUUUUUUUACAACAGAUUUGGCCAGUCAUGUUUAGAUGAGAGCCACAUUUUCUAAAUUGUCAACAGUAUAUUUUGGUAUGCUUUACUGAUCACACGUGAAACAAUCCACGAAAAUUUAACAGUUUCAUUAUAUUAAGAAUAAGUUAUGGAAAUAAUUUCAGAAAAAGAUAAUCAAAUCAAAGUGGAAGAGAAAAAUGGAUUAAAUGGACUUUUAGCAUUAGAAAGGCCGGCAGCAAUUCCAGAUCCAGAUUAUAAAAUUGUUUUGAGAUGGCGAAAUAUUAUUGCAUUCAUCAUAAUGCACACUUUCACAAUAAUUUCAUUUUUCUAUCUCCCUAAAUUAUGGACAACUUACGUUUAUCAGUUAUUAUUAGCUGGAGGAAUAGGUUUCGGAACAACAGUUGGCAGCCAUAGACUUUUCACACAUAAAAGCUACAAGGCUAACACAUUCCUGCGAUAUCUUCUCAUUUAUUUUCAAACAAUGGCAGGACAGGAACCGAUUUAUCGAUGGGUGCGAGAUCACAGAGUGCAUCAUAAAUAUACGGAUACAAAUGCAGAUCCACAUAAUUCGAAUCGUGGAUUUUUCUUUGCUCAUAUGGGCUGGCUUUGUUGCAAAAAGCACCCAGACGUUGUUAAAUUUGGCAACAAGAUUGACAUGAGCGACCUUGCGAAUGAUAAAGUUAUUCAAUUUCAAAGGAAGAUUUACACGCUCGCAUCAAUUUUGUUCUCUUUGGUUAUUCCAAUUAUAAUUACGAUGUCUUUUGGUGAAGAUUGGUGGAGAGCAAUGAACUUUAAUAUUCUACGUUAUACAAUAGGACUUCAUUUUGUUUGGCUUGUUAAUUCUGGUGCGCAUUAUUGGGGAACACGUCCUUACGAAAAAGAUAUAUCGGCUUCAGAUUCAUUGUUAGUCUCAUGGUUAGCGCUCGGAGAGGGCUUUCACAACUAUCACCACAUUUUCCCUUGGGAUUACCGUACAUCAGAGACGAAAGCAUAUUGGUUCAAUCUCUCAACAUUAUUCAUUGAUAUCUUUUCUAAGCUUGGUCUUGCCCAUGACUUGAAAUCAGCUUCAGAUGAUAUGAUUCGUGCACGUGUUUUGCGAAGUGGCGAUGGAUCUCACAAAUACUCAAAAAUGGCAAAGGAUGAUGUUGAGAAAGUAUUAGAUAAUAACAAUCUUACUACAAAGAAAGAUCAUGACUGGUUCUGGGGUUGGGAUGAUGCGGAAAUGACGGAAGACGAUAAGAAAGAUGUUGUCAUAAGCAAUCCGUCAGAAGAAGAGCAGCAUUAAAGCAAUUACAUUUAAAAAUUUCCUUGUAUUAAACAAUUUUGUGAUGUUGUAAAAUUAUAUUUUUUUUUCUCGAAUCAUCAUCAUCAUCAUCAGUGACACAACAAUGUUGCUUGCAUGAAUUUAGUAUAUUAGAUUUUACAACAUAACUUUCGAAUAAGAAAUACUUACACUCAAUGCCACGAUCAUUAUUUUGGUAUCUCAGUGUAUUUGUGACGGUCCACAAAAAAAUUAAGUUGCUCAAGACAAAAAUCGCAAGUUUUUUUUAAUUUAUUAGCCAAUAAAACAAUGAUUUAAAACCUGAA